GAGACCACAGCUCCGCACAGGCGGCGCCCGUCCUCCGCGCCUCGGGAGCCUCCUCCAGCCUGCGCGCCCGGCGGAUAGCACGGGCCAUCUCCCACCGUGACCUGCCGCUCGCCCUGCAGAUUCUCGCUGGGAAACCAACAAAAGAAGACAGUUAAGGCAUCAGCAGUGCCAACAGGGCUGACAGACCACAGAGAAGCAAGGCUAGCCGAAGGCAUCCACGGCAGGCAGUGCACUGAGAGGCAGUUGUAAUGGUGCAGCCACGCUAGACUCCUUUGACACAAGCCAAAGGUGGUUUGGACUCGUCAGCGGUAGCCUGUUUUCCUGGUCCAGUCCGGUCCCAGGGAGAUGGACUAAAGCCACAGAUUGUCUGGUUCUUUGUCUGGGAAUUGGAAGAAGGAUUGGGAUGGUCUUACGUGCACAUCCCUAGACUAAUUGCAGCAAUGAGUUCAGACGAGAAGGGCAUAUCCCCUGCUCAUAAAACAUCCACUCCGACCCACAGAAGUGCCUCGUCUUCAACGUCUUCUCAGAGGGAAAGCAGACAGAGCAUCCACGUUUUGGAGAGAACUGCUUCAUCGAGCACAGAGCCCUCUGCCAGUCGCCAAUUGCUAGAGCCGGAGCCCCUCCCCCUCUCCAAGGAAGCUGACAGCUGGGAAAUUAUAGAAGGGCUGAAAAUAGGCCAAACCAAUGUCCAGAAACCAGACAGGCACGAGGGAUUUAUGCUGAAGAAAAGAAAAUGGCCUUUAAAGGGCUGGCACAAGCGCUUUUUUGUCCUGGAUAAUGGAAUGUUAAAGUAUUCAAAGGCACCACUUGAUAUCCAAAAAGGGAAGGUCCAUGGGAGCAUAGAUGUCGGACUGUCUGUCAUGUCGAUCAAAAAGAAAGCUCGGAGAAUAGACCUUGACACGGAGGAGCACAUCUAUCACCUGAAGGUGAAAUCCCAGGACUGGUUUGAUGCGUGGGUCUCCAAACUGCGCCAUCACAGGUUGUACCGUCAGAAUGAAAUUGUGAGAUCCCCGAGAGAUGCCAGUUUCCACAUAUUUCCUGCAACUUCCACAGCCGAGUCCUCCCCAGCAGCUAACGUCUCUGUGGUGGAUGGAAAGAUGCAGCCCAACAGCUUUCCAUGGCAGUCCCCUUUACCAUGCAGUAACAGCCUCCCUGCGACCUGCACAACUGGGCAGAGUAAAGUGGCAGCCUGGCUGCAGGACUCAGAAGAAAUGGACAGGUGUGCAGAAGAUCUUGCACACUGCCAGUCAAACCUUGUGGAACUUAGCAAACUCCUGCAAAACUUGGAGAUACUUCAGAGAACCCAGUCAGCUCCUAACUUCACUGACAUGCAGGCUAACUGUGUAGAUAUUUCAAAGAAAGACAAGCGAGUCACAAGACGCUGGAGGACAAAAAGUGUCAGCAAAGAUACAAAAAUACAGCUUCAGGAAGGGCCACCUGCGAAGGGCCAGUUCAACACAACUCGGCGCCGGCAGAGGCUAGCGGCAGCAGUGGCUACAACAGUUCCUUUCAGUGCCACCAUGUCACCUGUACGUCUGCACUCCUCCAACCCCAACCUUUGUGCAGACAUCGAGUUUCAGACCCCUCCUAGCCACCUCACCGACCCUCUGGAGAGUUCCACGGAUUACACCAAGCUACAAGAAGAGUUUUGUCUAAUCGCACAGAAAGUGCACUCUCUUUUGAAGUCUGCAUUUAACAGCAUAGCAAUAGAGAAGGAGAAACUGAAGCAGAUGGUUUCUGAGCAAGAUCACAACAAAGGCCACAGCACACAGAUGGCCAGGCUCCGACAGUCACUGUCGCAGGCACUUAACCAGAACGCUGAGCUCCGGAGUCGGCUGAGCAGAAUACACUCAGAGUCUACCAUCUGUGAUCACGUUGUCAGUGUAAAUAUUAUCCCUAGCCCCGAUGAGCCUGGCGAGCAGAUCCACGUCAACCUCCCUCUGUCACAGCAGGUGGCCAAUGAGAGCCGCCUCUCUAUGUCAGAAUCAGUGUCAGAGUUCUUUGAUGCCCAAGAGGUGCUCCUGUCUGCAAGUUCAUCGGAGAACGAGGCUUCCGAUGAUGAGUCCUACAUCAGCGAUGUGAGUGACAACAUAUCUGAGGACAACACCAGUGUCGCCGACAACAUUUCUCGGCAAAUCCUGAAUGGGGAGCUCACAGGAGGUGCCUUCCGCAAUGGCCGUCGCACCUGCCUGCCUGCUCCUUGCCCAGACACCAGUAACAUUAACCUGUGGAAUAUCUUGAGGAACAACAUUGGCAAAGACCUGUCAAAGGUCUCAAUGCCCGUGGAGCUCAACGAGCCACUCAACACUCUGCAGCACCUCUGUGAGGAAAUGGAGUACAGCGAGCUCCUAGACAAGGCCUCAGAGACCGACGACCCCUACGAGAGGAUGGUUCUCGUCGCUGCCUUUGCAGUCUCAGGGUACUGUUCCACCUACUUCAGAGCAGGAAGCAAGCCAUUCAAUCCGGUCCUGGGGGAGACAUACGAGUGCAUAAGAGAAGAUAAGGGAUUUCGGUUCUUCUCAGAACAAGUUAGCCAUCAUCCACCCAUUUCUGCCUGUCACUGUGAAUCCAAGAACUUCGUGUUUUGGCAAGAUAUCAGAUGGAAAAACAAGUUCUGGGGAAAGUCAAUGGAAAUCCUGCCUGUCGGAACCCUGAACGUCAUGCUUCCAAAAUAUGGAGAUUACUAUGUGUGGAAUAAAGUCACCACGUGCAUACACAACAUCCUCAGUGGGAGGAGAUGGAUUGAGCAUUAUGGUGAAGUGACCAUUAGGAAUACCAAAAGCAGUGUUUGCAUUUGCAAACUCACAUUUGUCAAGGUGAAUUACUGGAACUCCAACGUGAAUGAAGUCCAGGGGGUGGUGAUAGACCAGGAGGGGAAGGUGGUGCACCGGCUGUUUGGGAAGUGGCACGAAGGACUCUACUGCGGGGUGGCCCCCUCGGCGAAGUGCAUCUGGAGACCAGGUUCUCUGCCAACCAACUAUGAGCUCUACUAUGGCUUUACGAGGUUUGCUGUGGAGCUCAAUGAGUUGGAUCCCGUCCUGAAGGACCUCCUUCCUCCCACGGAUGCCCGAUUCCGGCCAGAUCAAAGAUUUUUGGAAGAAGGGAACCUAGAAGCCGCCGCCGCAGAGAAACAAAGAGUUGAGGAACUCCAAAGAUCUCGAAGACGCUACAUGGAGGAAAACAACCUUGAACAUAUACCAAAAUUUUUUAAAAAAGUUAUUGAUGCAAAUCAAAGAGAAGCCUGGGUUUCUAAUGACACCUACUGGGAGCUUCGAAAGGACCCUGGGUUUAGCAAAGUAGACAGCCCCGUGCUUUGGUAAACUGGAGACAUAGAGCUAGCCAAUACCCCACACUCGGAAUGAAUAAAUAACUAUGCACAAUUGUGUUUCUCAUAGCUACGCGUGGUUUCUGGGUCGACUGAAAAGCUCCCAUUUGCUUUUCUAUUCAUCUUUAUAAUGGAUUUUCAAAAGUGCAUUAGACAAGGCUCCUAACCACUUUUGGAUCCUUUCUGUUUUGCUGCAACCAUAUUCCUUAAAAUAAAUAAAUAAAUGAAUAAAUAAAUAAAUAAAUAAAUAAAUAAAUAAAUAAAUAAAUCCCAUGCCCUCCUCGGAAAGCAGACUUAAAAGAAGGAGAAUAUAAAAUCCAAAGUUGGAAGAGUCGGAAAAGAAGAUGAAACUGUGACGGGCGCUUCAAGCUGGUCAGGAGAGUUUUCAAUGACACACAAGCUCCGUGUUCAGUCUGCUGUCUGGAAGCGUCAUACCGUGCCGUAGGAGCUCCUGGGCCAUGGUCGGUUAGUUCAGACUUGAAGUGUGUUCUUUUGAUGUGGUAUGCUUGUUCUCAGCCUCGUCGGAAUAGACAGGAUGCUUCCUGGAAACCCAUUCCAUCUUUACAACAUUGUUCAUGCCUUAAGAAAUGCAAAGAUGUACAAUAAACCAUUUUUUAAAUGUGUGCUCACAGGUAUAUGCGAAGGACAAGACUCCUGGCAUGAUUCACUCUCUUGGUCAGAACGCUGAUUCAGCUGCUAGAAGGAGUAAUUGAGUAAAAACACACUUUCCUUUGCUAAGUUAGUUCUGGUAUAGUGGAUCUGAGGGGCAAGAGGGCUAAGGUACUGUAUACUAAGUAGAUCUCUGUAUUCAGGUCAUUAUUGAAGUCCCCGUCCUGUGUCUAAAUAGUAAACCAUCCCUCCUCCGUCUGACCUCACGGUGUGCCCUGAUAUUUGGCAAAAGUGGUAUCUGAUUUGGACACCGGUCCUCAGUGUUAAACUUCAGUAGGAAGUAACAAACACCAGUUUCUGCCAGCCUGGGUUGGGUGGUACCAUAAAGCACUGUUUCUGGGUGGCACACAAGGCCAUACAACACAUCCCUGACUCACACACGCCCACCGCUUGACACUGCUCAGAUCCCACGGAGAAUAAGAGCUUAUUUGCAUUAUGUAAAUGGAUCCUAUGCAAAAAUCAUCUUUCUUUUAAAAAAAAUCAAGCAGUUCCAUAUGAUACACGGUUACAUAGCUAAUCAUCUACCUUGCUACGGGCACAUAUAUAAAACUUAGGCUUAAAAAAAAUCCAUUCCAAAGGUGGGGGCAGGCAAGAUGUGUUUUGAAUUCUUCAAGUUUUGUUUUUCCCCCACAGGUACACAGAAGCUUUUGUAGGAAGCUUGCUUUGGCAUUUUUAAGUUCCUGCAUGUACAUGACAAUAUAAGCGCCUGUAUGUUUAAAAAAAAAUCUCUUUAGGGGGCUUCCUAGUGAAUUAGGAAAUUACAUAUAUUUUAUUGUUAGAGUUUUAUUCUUAGAUUCUUACCAUCUGAAUUUAAGUGUUACUUUAGACUCUGAUAACAAGGUUAGUGACAUUAUGUAUUUUGUUAAGAGGUAUCAAUCUUGGCGUUAUUUCUUCCCUGCCACCCCCCACCUCCCCCCUCAAAGCAUUCCUAAUAAUGGUUAAUUCACCAUAAAACCCAAAGUUGCUACAAACAUGGAGGAAAAUUCAGAAUUUCCCCUAGAUGGAAUAAUAUUUUAGUUAUCCCCAAAUUCAUCUUCCCUGUCACGUAAGUCCAUACCCCAUGCACACAGCUGGCAGUCACUGGAAUGGAAUUUCACUCUCUAAAGAGUUCCUCCCUAAGUCAGAGCCAGAGCCAGGCUUUGGGCUUACACAGCUUUCUUUUUCCAUGUGGUCCUCAGUCCUAGGUAGCUUGGCCUGCAGUUGUAAAACCUUCUCCCUUGUCUCGGACUACUUUUUUCUCGGUUCAACCUGAUGCUCUUUUAUCAAUAUACCUUUAGUUAUGUCUGAUUUUGUUUUGAAUUAGAACAGUCCUAUGGACUUCCUCACAAAAGUUGAUUCUCCAACAAAUAAACCUUACAGUAGGAUUUAAAGUAGAUCUCACCUGCACUUACUAGUGUCUGACUAGAUGAUCUUACAACCGCCUAAGUAAGAAAAGAAUCCUGAGGAAUAGAGAUACCAUAAGGAGGUAAUGUGAAGGUGAGGUGUUCAGAAUAUGACAGAGGAUGUCCAUUUAGGAAAGGGCGGAAGACCCGGGGAUACAGCAGGGAAGUGAUCCCAGCUCCCAGGUUUGGAUUAUCUGAGAAGAAAGGAGAAACAACAGAUUAAGCCUUUGUAGUCAAAUAGUAAGGUUAAGGUGACAAAAAGAAACAAUAGCUGAUUGUCAGGUCUACCCCAAACUCUACUAAGGAUUUCAGGAUGCAAAAGACAGAAGCGGUGGGUUAAUUACACUCACAUUUUAUGGCAUCCUCCAUUUUGAAUUUGUUUGGAGAUUCUGGUUCUCCGGGCGUGACCAUCAUGUCUGUCGUGUCAAUCAUGUCAUCAGUUGUUAGGAUUCAGAUUUCCCUGUAACACCCGACUUGCCCAUCUCCAACAGAACACUUGCUUGUGUUGCUGCAAUGACCUAGUCCUUUUUGUUCAGACAGUGCUUAUAAAGAACCCUAUGGGAACUUCAUUUACAUGUCAUUUCAGCUAUUAAACCUAAAUGACAAAAGGGUGGAGUGUUAUAGCUUAUUCUCUUGAUAAAAGGUGAUGUAGUCCUUGGGAUUUUCCAUAAACCACUAUUUUGAGGAAGUUUUGUUUUGUUUUGUUUUUCCUUAAAAGGUUGUAGGAAGGCUUGGUAUGUCUGUGUUGUUUUUCCAUGCUUUCUUUUCAAGCUGCCUCCCCUCCAGUGAGAUUGUCCUGAGGGACAGUAACCCUGAGGCUUUUGCCAGACUGGACUGAUCAAUGAAUCACACAUGCCAGCCUCUGCAGAGGCUCACCAAAAACCCAUCCUUUUGAUGCUGAAUGCUGCUAACCAAGGUGCAAAUUUACUCUUCAGUGUUGCUGAUUUUUUUCUUAUUUUUUUGUCAUUAUUUCUUUGGGGUUAUUUUAAAAUGAUGUCCAUGUUACCUCCAGGUAGCUGUAAAAAAAAAAAUAAUAAACUUCAUUUAAGAUACCUUUUAGUGGUACAUGUCAGUUGUAUGUGAUUGCAAGGCCAAAUGCCAUUCUUCUGCCUGAGGCAAACCAAGGGAGUGUUGGUACAGAGGAUGCCAACUUGUCAAUUUUCCAAAUCUUUUGUGCUCAAGCUCUUGAUCCUUCUGGCCUUGUGUUUUCCUGCAUGAGCACUUAUCAGUCCUUCGAUCCUGUCCCCAAGGAGCUUAUAGAGGGAGAGGCAGAGUUCUAGGAAGACAGCCUGAUUAACCUGUUUAGUGUAAUAAUAAAGAACAUUUUUGUUAUUCUUCUGUAGUUUAGUUGUCCAUCUUGUCUAAUGCUGUUCUCUGUCAUCCUAGAUAAUAAAGCAUUUGUGGGAGCAGAGCCCCACACAGCAGGGGGUGGGGCAGAUGUUUGCACUUGGCUCAGUAUGUUAUGAAUGUGGCACAGUAAAUAAAAUUUGUGUACAAAAUAUUAGUUUAUUUCUAUGAGAGCAAUUAUGUUCAGGAUAUAUAAAAAUGUAUCUAAUUAAACCAUUGCGAAUCUAUUUUGUGCUCUAGAAAUGUUCUUUAGGGGGGAAAUGUGUCAGUAGAGCUAACAGUAAAAUGUUGAUGUGUUUUCAUGGGUUUGGUUUUGUUUCCCAAAUGCUCCAUGGCUUUUGGGAAAGACUCCGUAUCACACCAGGAUUCUAUCUUAAUUGACUUUAGUUUGUAAACAUUUAUACUUUGAAAGUUGUGCAUUGUGUGGCUCUUUCUCUUAAGCAGAAACUAGCUUUAUUAGCAACAUCUUCAGUACCUCUGACUGUUACGGAGAUGUGGAACCUUUCUGCAGCGACUGCUUUUAAAGACAGAAUGGCAAAUUGCAUUGAACGGGUUUGGCUUCAUUCUUCUGAACUGGGAUCUAAAGGAAGAAUAAACGCUGUGAUGAAGUAACAUGCCUGACAUCCCAAGUAGAUCAGGCCCUUGGGACAGACAGACAGACAGACAGCUGACAGACGCCUUGGCUGGAAGAGAAUUGGUACUUUUGCAUUGGCUUUUUAAAGCAACAAAUUUGUCUCUCUAUCCUCUGGUCCUUCCUUAGCAGAAGGAGAGAUACAUGUUCCCUUUGUUGGGUACCAUGUCAUUGUCUGUGAAAUGGGCCAUAUUUAUGUGUAAUUUCAGUCAUUUGGUUUUAGAAACUGC
Messenger RNA from Apodemus sylvaticus (European woodmouse), 7584 nucleotides. RefSeq names its product oxysterol binding protein like 6 (gene Osbpl6). Bases 441 to 3320 code for a protein of 959 amino acids. Gene Ontology annotation, cellular component: perinuclear endoplasmic reticulum; plasma membrane; intracellular membrane-bounded organelle. The record is from RefSeq and is a predicted model, not a curated record. Gene Ontology annotation, molecular function: cholesterol binding. The transcript has 26 exons. Lineage: Eukaryota; Metazoa; Chordata; Mammalia; Rodentia; Muridae.